CUGGCCCACCGUUCCCUCUGCCUGCUGCACAGAACUGUCAGGGAUGGUCUCUGCUGAUUCUUCCUGCUUUGCCCUAACUUACUGCCAGGUUUCCCCUUGAGACCCAGCAGGAGAGGGCCAUCUCUACCUGCCCAACCCUUCCUCCUCUCAUUCCUCUCAUGCUCACGGGGGCCACCGUCUCCAGCCAGUCCCAGCUGCCUGUGCCGGUCACCCGAUCCACCCUGUAGCCCUGCAAACUUUAUGGACAAGAGGGGUCAAGGUGGGAGACACCUUUGCAGAGUUCUUGGCGGAGUGUGGGAAGGCAGCCGGGUCAGCCUCACAGACUCCUAGGACCUGAGAAGAGGCUCAGGCAAGUGAGCAGAUGAAAGGAAAGGGGAAGAGAUACGAGAUAAGGUCCUGGGCUGGGAGGGGUCUGUGUGUGUGUGUGUGUGUUUGUGUGUGUGUGUGUGCGCGUGUGUGUGGAGAGUGAAGGGAGGAAAGAUCUUCGACCUACCCUAGCAGCUAAUUUCCUUCUUUAAUUCACACUGGGACCUUGGCUCGUGGGCCCCACAGGUCCUGUGUGCUUCUCUAAAGGAGGGCCAGAGGCGCCCGAGCCUGGCUCACCUGAGUGUGCCAGGCAAGGCGCCUGGUGCAGUGGAGGGGCUCGGAGACAGGAAAGUUAAGAUCGUGACAUGGCAGGGACUUUGAGGGCAAAUUAUUGUUCUCCCUGGAGCUUAAAGAGAGCCAGAACCGUCACCGCACACUGGCCCCAGGCCUCUCUCGGGUCUCUGGUCGGAUGGCGGCCUCUGCACGCCUAGCUCCUUCUCCCCUCAGGCUGCAGAGAGGAAACAGUCACAGAACUGGGCCUGCUGGAUUUGGCCUGGGUCUGGAUUGGGGUCCUGAGAAGAACAGAUCACGCUUGUCAACAGAAGCGAUUGAUGUGGCUUUCGUGUUCACUUGCACAUCUGCUACACAUGUACAUAUACCUGCCCGUGCACACAUGUGAUUCAUGUAUUGAACACGCAUGUUUAAUGCUGGUACACACUUGACUAGAUGUAUGCACACAACACAAGUUAAGUAUACAGAUUUGUACUUCAACUUAUAGCUACAUAGGUGUGACACCUGCUUGCUCGUAGACAUGUAUGUGCAUGCACUUGCUCAUGUACACAUAUGUUCGUGUAUGUGUGUUCACAAAGGGACCCUCGGAAAUAUAUUCAUAUCCGUAGUCACCCACAACCAUGGAUCCGGUCCCAAAUGUGCCCCUCCGUUUCCCGGCCUGUCUGUGGGUCCACAGCCACUCCCGAGGCCUCGCCCCUCCACCCACCCUCCCUUCAGCAGCUGCUUUGCUCUUUGCAGUCAGUGCCCUCUGAAGUGACCACGCGAUCUGACUCUGUUGGCCCUUGGCCCUUUACUGCCUGGGGACCUUGUCCGCAUCAUCGGUAUCCUUGCCUCUGCCCCAGGCUGGCAUGAAGCGGGUGCCUAGUGUUUGUGAAUUAGUGUCUGUGAGUGUGUGUGCAGAGGGGAGGUUACUGAGGAGGGUGACGUGGUGGGGCGGGUGCCUGCCAAUGCAGGGUGACCCUGAGGGUGUGCCCGGUGUGGGUGUGUCUCUGAUUGUGGCCAGGCGGGGCACCCUUGGUGGAGAGGAAACGGUAUGCGACCCCCCAGCCUCUAUCCCUAGGGGCUGUAAUCUGAUCCCUUGGGACUCCCCCAUGCCCUCCCACUCGCCCUUACCCUCUCGGCUUUGCUGCCGAGACUCUUCUCUUCCAGAUCCUGGGGCAGAGUCCAGGGCGGCUGAAGGCUCCUCCACACACGCCCGCUGAACCCUGAGCGCCCUGAGCUGCCGGCAUGGGGCGGGCUGAGGCCGCCGCCAUGAUCCCAGGCCUGGCCCUCCUCUGGGUAGCCGGGCUCGGGGAUGCCGCCCCUAACCUUCCCCGCCUGCGGCUCUCCUUUCAAGAGUUACAGGCCCGGCAUGGUGUCCGAACCUUCCGGCUGGAGCGGACCUGCUGCUACGAAGCCUUGCUGGUGGAUGAGGAGCGUGGGCGCCUGUUUGUGGGGGCCGAGAACCACGUGGCUUCCCUCAGCCUGGACAACAUCAGCAAGCGAGCCAAGAAGCUGGCCUGGCCCGCCCCUGUGGAAUGGCGUGAAGAAUGCAACUGGGCAGGGAAGGACAUUGGUACGGAGUGCAUGAACUUCGUGAAGCUGUUGCAUGUCUACAACCACACCCACUUGCUGGCCUGUGGCACAGGGGCCUUCCACCCAACCUGUGCAUUUGUGGAGGUGGGGCACCGGCUGGAGGAACCCAUGCUUCAGCUGGACCUGAGGAAACUUGAGGACGGCAAAGGAAAGAGUCCUUAUGACCCAGGGCAUCGGGCUGCCUCGGUGCUGGUGGGGGAAGAGCUGUAUUCUGGGGUGGCAGCGGACCUUAUGGGUCGAGACUUUACCAUCUUUCGAAGCCUGGGUCAGAAUCCAAGUCUCCGAACAGAGCCCCAUGAUUCCCGCUGGCUCAAUGAACCCAAGUUUGUCAAGGUCUUUUGGAUCCCAGAAAGUGAGAAUCCUGAUGACGAUAAAAUUUAUUUCUUCUUUCGGGAGUCUGCUGUGGAAGCAGCACCAGCAAUGGGUCGCAUGACUGUGUCUCGUGUUGGCCAGAUCUGCCGGAAUGACCUGGGUGGCCAGCGGAGCUUGGUCAACAAAUGGACCACAUUUCUGAAGGCGCGGCUUGUGUGCUCAGUACCUGGAGUCGAGGGUGACACCCACUUUGACCAGCUUCAGGAUGUUUUCCUUUUGUCCUCCCGAGACCGCCAGACACCUCUUCUCUAUGCUAUCUUCUCCACCUCCAGCGGCAUCUUCCAGGGCUCUGCCGUGUGCGUGUACAGCAUGAAUGAUGUGCGCCGCGCCUUCUUGGGACCUUUUGCUCACAAAGAGGGGCCUACACAUCAGUGGGUGUCCUACCAGGGUCGCGUCCCCUACCCGAGACCCGGCAUGUGCCCCAGCAAGACCUUUGGCACCUUCAGCUCCACCAAGGACUUCCCAGAUGACGUUAUCCAGUUUGCUCGGAACCACCCUCUCAUGUACAACUCAGUCCUGCCCAUGGGGGGGCGCCCUCUCUUCCUACAAGUGGGAGCUGGGUACACCUUCACCCAGAUCGCUGCAGACCGGGUAGCAGCUGCCGACGGACACUACGAUGUUCUCUUCAUUGGUACAGAUGUGGGCACAGUGCUGAAAGUGAUCUCAGUCCCCAAGGGCAGUCAACCUAACUCUGAAGGACUUCUCCUGGAAGAGCUGCAGGUGUUUGAGGACUCUGCCGCUAUCACCAGCAUGCAAAUCUCCUCUAAAAGGCACCAGCUCUACGUCGCAUCGCCCAGCGCCGUGGCCCAGAUUGCUUUGCAUCGCUGCACAGUCCUAGGCCGCGCCUGCGCAGAAUGCUGCUUGGCCCGUGACCCUUACUGCGCCUGGGAUGGAUCGGCCUGUACACGCUUCCAGCCUACUGCCAAGAGGCGGUUCCGGAGGCAAGACAUAAAGAAUGGUGACCCCAGGACCCUGUGCUCUGGGGACUCCUCACACUCUGUGCUGCUGGAGAGAAAGGUCUUAGGUGUGGAGAGCGGCAGCGCAUUUCUGGAGUGUGAGCCCCGCUCGCUCCAGGCACAUGUGGAGUGGACCUUCCAUCGUGCGGGGGAGGCAGCUCAUACCCAGGUGCUUGCUGAGGACCGAGUAGAGCGCACAGCGCGGGGGCUGCUGUUGCGUGGGCUGCGGCGCCAGGACUCUGGCGUGUAUCUGUGCAUCGCGGUUGAACAAGGCUUUUCACAACCACUGCGUCGCCUGGUGCUGCAUGUGCUGAGCGCGGCACAGGCUGAGCGACUGGCGCGGGCGGAGGAGGCAGCAGCUCCUGCACCACCAGGACCUAAACUCUGGUACCGGGACUUUCUGCAGUUGGUGGAGCCAGGCGGUGGUGGAGGUGCAAACUACCUGCGAAUGUGCCGCCCACAGCCCGGGUCCCACUCAGAUUCACGUCGUAAGGGGCGCAACAGGCGGAUGCAUGUCUCUGAGCUGCGUGCUGAGCGUGGACCACGUAGCGCAGCUCACUGGUGACUUGGCUGUCCCCCGCAAUGGGGACCAGGCUGGAUAUGACACUCAGACGGGUGCCAGGAAGACAAAUGAGUUGUGUGGCUAGGGCACACUGAGGUCCUUGGGCCAAUGGAGACACACCUAACCCAUAUAUAGGCCCUGGCCAAAGGGUAGCUUAUUUAUUAACAAGAUAACCCGUGGAUGUAGCCCUGAAGAGCUCAAUUCAGGAUCUAACCAGGAGGGGAGGGGACAGAGAAGUGGGGCUCUAGAGCGGACCAGGACCAGAGAGUUGUCUUGGGUGGCAAGUCCUCCGGAAAGCAUUCUCUUUCUUGGGCAGUGAGCAGAAAGCUGUGACCAGAUUAGACCGUUGGGUCUGUGAUGAGGCAGGCCAACUGUACUAAAGUAACGCAAUAAACACAUUAUCAGCUGACGUUGGAAUGGCCCCAGCAGACAACAGGUAGUCCUAGACCUUGCCGGCAGUCUCCGGCAUUGUCCUAGAGGUCUCAAGGCCUGCAUUUUCCUCAUCCAAGAAUGCUGGAGUGAAGAUUAAAAGUGUUAGUAGACAGUUACGUUGGUUCUAGGGAGCCUCUGGGGGUACUGGCAUGCACAGUGCAUUAGCGGCAGGUCCAAGCUUUCUGAAGUAAAAGCAAACAAACAACA
Messenger RNA from Apodemus sylvaticus (European woodmouse), 4701 nucleotides. RefSeq names its product semaphorin 3B (gene Sema3b). Gene Ontology annotation, biological process: negative regulation of axon extension involved in axon guidance; neural crest cell migration; axon guidance. The record is from RefSeq and is a predicted model, not a curated record. The transcript has 18 exons. The coding region runs from base 1825 to 4065 and encodes 746 amino acids. NCBI's taxonomy places the organism in Eukaryota, Metazoa, Chordata, Mammalia, Rodentia, Muridae. Gene Ontology annotation, molecular function: chemorepellent activity; semaphorin receptor binding.